Messenger RNA from Daktulosphaira vitifoliae (grape phylloxera), 1110 nucleotides. RefSeq lists its product as uncharacterized. The record is from RefSeq and is a predicted model, not a curated record. Bases 1 to 1110 code for a protein of 369 amino acids. Lineage: Eukaryota; Metazoa; Arthropoda; Insecta; Hemiptera; Phylloxeridae. The transcript has 3 exons.
AUGUGGAUUUGCAAAGAAGAAGACGAAAUCUCUGCCACUUUAGCAGUUGACAAUCAAUGGUAUAGAUUAUCUACUGUUCCAGUCGAACAGUUAUUAACGUUUGAGGAAUUUAUUGCUAUCGACGAUGAUUUGGCUUUUAUACUUGAAUAUAUUGACGAAAAAAAUUGUUUAAAUGACAAUAGCAAUGAUAAUUCAUUAGAGAGCUCAGUCACUAUACUAAGUUCAGAUCCAGCUGAAUGGAACCUCGCUUCUCUUGAAAUAAUAAAUUAUUUGUUAAAAAAUCCACCAUUUGAAAAUAGAGACCACAUCGAUUUUAAAAAUACUAAACAAUUGUUCGGCAAACAAUUAAGAAAACUUCCAUGUAAUAUAUUUGAAAGACGUCUUCUUAAUGAUGAAAUUAAAAAUAGAUCAUGGUUUCUUUAUUCAAAAUCUAAGAAUGCUUUGUUUUGUUUUCAAUGCCUUAUUUUUGCUACUAAAAAACAGGUAUUUAGUGAUCCAUCUGUAGGAUUUACUAAUUGGCAAAAGUAUCACCAUUUGGUUGCAGAACAUGAAAAAAUUGUUAUAGAUAAUGCUUUGCAAGAACAGGUAUAUAACGAAAUUAAUUAUUGGAAAAAUUUAUUACAUCGCGUAGUGUGUACAAUACAAUUUUUAUCAGAAAGAGGGCUUGCUUUUUGCGGAGAAGAUGAAAAUUUUGGUUCAAAACAUAAUAGAAAUUAUCUAGAAUGCUUAGAGCUCAUUUCUAAAUGCGAUCCAUUCAUUGCAAAUCACAUAUCAAAUCAUGGAAAUAAAGGCCGUGGCAAUGUGUCUUACUUGUCAUCUACAAUAUGCGAUGAAUUUAUAUCAUUAAUGAGCAAAACAGUUAUUGAUAACAUUGUAAUUCAAAUCAAAAAAUUAAAAUACUUUUCAAUCAUUGUUGAUUCGACUCCUGAUAAUACUAAAGUAGACCAAUUGACCAUUAUUAUAAGGUUUAUGACAGAUAAUAGUUCUGUAGUUGAAAGAUUUGUAGGAUUUUUUGAAUCAGUCGACCACAAAAGUGAGGACAUGGAAACUGCUUUACUUCAACGUUUUACAGAUUUAGAUAUCAAUUUUAAAAAUUGUAGGGGACUAUAA